Symbiodinium natans is the source of this 1677-nucleotide messenger RNA. The record is from the annotation of a GenBank genome assembly. NCBI's taxonomy places the organism in Eukaryota, Dinophyceae, Suessiales, Symbiodiniaceae.
AUGCCAGUACCUACAGGUGAUGGCAAGCAGAUGCUACAUGUCCACAGCCUCGACAUGGAGCUGAUCCAGCUGCUCGAACAGCGAGUUCAAUCAACUUUGACUGCCAAGUUUGCGCAGCAGGAAGAUCUGAUCCGGAGGCUUCUGUGCAGCCGCGCUGCCGAGCAUGACUGGGAGAUGUCGAAAUCCAUUGCAGCGCGCGAGGCAAACGGAAAGACUCAAGGCCUCCAGGACCCAGAACAGUUUGCGAGCAGCCGUGCGGCUAACCAACGCGAUUGGGAGGAGGUGUCGAAGUCCAUCGAAGCCGAAGCAAAGAGUUCGCAGAUCCUCCGAGAGCAACAGGAGCUUCAGCCACCGGCGCAGCCGAAGGUCAGAAGACGCGAGUCAGCUCUCAACAUGAAGUGGAUUAGAAGAGCGCCGCUAUCUGCUUUGUGGAUGGGUGAAAGGUCGGAUGGACGCUCUCUGCAAAAGCGCCUUCAAGACUUCAUGAGGGGCCCCUUUGAUGUCAUCAUAGGAGCCAUCGUUAUACUGAACAUAUCCUUCAUGAUUUUGUUGACCGAGUGGAAUGGCUCAGUCAUUGAUCAAGCUUUGGGGUUGUCGGAGCCGUCGCCAACCUGGUUUUCCUCGGAGUUCUUCUCAGCUGCUGAGUACAUAUUCUUUGUGAUAUUCCUUCUGGAUGUUGUGGCGAAGAUGUGCAUCUUGCGCCGCGAGUGGUACUACUCACAGCGGGAGGGCGUCAUGUACCUAAACCUCUUUGACGCGUUGUUAGUGACGAUCAAUUUCGUCGAGCUAAUUCUGCUCCCCUUGAUCGCACAGGCUGAUUCGCAAGAGCUACGUAUCAAUCAUGUCCGCGUGAUCAAGCUUUUACGUAUGGGGCGAACUCUGCGCAUUGUCAAAACGCUGUCGGUUUUUUUGCCGCUCCGCGUGCUCGUGGGAACUUGCAUUGCAAGCCUUGGGGCUUUCUUUUGGUCGCUUAUUCUUCUUCUUGUACUGAAGAUCACCUUUGCCCUGAUUGUCAGUCAGGCCUUGCAAUCGUGGAUCCUCGAUGAAUCUCAGAACCUGCAAGAUCGAUUGCAAAUCCAUGCGUUGUACGGCAGCUUUUUGAAAGCGACUUAUACCAUGUUCGAGAUCACGUACUCCGGCGGAUGGCCCACUCUUGUGCGCCCAGUUCUGGAUCUUGUGGACUCAUGGUACGCUGCAGCCUUCCUUCCCUAUGUAACCCUUGUUGUGUUUGCGGUUUUGCGCAUCGUCACGGCUCUGUUUCUCAAGGAAACGUUAGAGAGUGCUGCGCAAGAUGCAGAGAUAGUGAUCGAAGAGACCCGACGAACUGCUCUCAAGUAUCAAGAGAAACUUGUCCAGCUGUUCAACUACUUUGAUGAUGACAAGGACGGGCACUUAUCUCCUGAGGAGUUCAUCGAAGCCAUGAGCUUGCCAAACGUUCAGCAGUAUUUGAGGUUUCUUGACGUCAGUGUUCGUGAUGUGCGGCCUCUCUUUGACAUCUUGUCCGAUGGCGAUGGCCUCAUCACCAUCUCUGAAUUCUGCAAGGGGCUUAUGCAGCUGAAAGGGCAGGCACGGGCCCUAGACAUGGUUCUCCUGCAGCAUGACAGCGCCAAGCUGCUCAAGCAAUGCGAGGAGAUCCAUCGCCUAGUUUCUAAAAGCGAAAAGCCAGCUCGACCUUGA